AUGCCAGAGGCUUAUUGUGGACGUCUGCGGGCAACUGAAACCGAACUCAUCUACAGAGCUUCUGAGGCAGCUGCAGAAGUGCGCGAUGGCAGGGCAUGUAUCACAGUCAGAGAUAUAGUGAUGGGUUUGCAGAACAAGGGGACAGUGUGGCGGGCGCUGAAUAAAGAAAAUCUGGAAAAGGCUUUCAAGUCUGCAGAUACAGAGCUAUCAGACGCCUUUCUACUGUUUAAUGUGGGAGCACACGUUACAAACAACCGCUAUCAACAUGAACUUGCAGCUGCCCUAGAGAGCGACCGCCAACACCUUCUUACUUGUCUCGACGGUUUAUUAAAAAGGAGUCAACUUUUGGCUGAAGCAUUCGAGAAGAAGGAUAAUCGCAAAGCUCUUCUCAAUGGGCCUUCGGCUAAUGUAACCUGCGAAUAUGCAGUUGGUGAUGUUGUGCUCGAGCCUGAAGCUGAUGCAACUUUGGGCACUGGUACAAUUGGGAAGGUUGUACGUGGUUAUUUGGGCAGACGGGUGGUCGCCGUUAAGCUGCUUCAUCCAGAAUUUUCCCAGCAUUUAACUCAGCAUUGCGAUCAGAAGCUUCUAAAAUCGAAGUUCUUGUUAUGGACGCGUCUCUUGCACCCGAAUGUUGCGACCUUUCUGGGCUUCUUCAUCAACGACAACCAGUCUAACCUACUGGUUGGAAAAGACCAUAAAAUUCUUGUGUCUGACUACGAUCUUGCGUGGCUCAUCGACGACGCUAAAACCACAGACCCGGCUUCACAGCCAACGUUUGGUUCGCUGGUUUACAUGGCACCGGAGUACUUCGAUGGAGGAGACCUGGAGUAUCACGUCGACGUAUAUAGCUUUGCUAUUGCGACGUGGGUACUACACACAGGCUGCACGCCGUUUACACAAGUACCUUGGAGAAAAUACCGGCAGAGAGUUGUAGAAAAGAGGGAAAGGCCUCAGAAACCUGAUUCUAUUCACGACGUACUAUGGUCAGCGAUGGACAAGUGGUGGUCACACGAUCCAGACGAUAGGCCUACCUUCAUCGAGAUCGAAGGCUUUCUCCACGGAGCAAAACCGCGUGUUGGUUUGCGUCGCGAAAGGAGUCGCAUUAAGCCUCCGGAAAUCAUCAUCAUGCAACCUUCAACUUCACAGUCGAUGACACCUGUCUCUCCUGCUGUAACAAUGGAUUUUGGCCCAACGAUACCAAUAUCCGAAUCUGGGAAGAAGGCACUCGCCGACACAAUAUAUGCGUUGGACAAUUUUGCGCCUGUUGACAAACUCAUCAAACAAGUUCUCCUUUGCUACCCAAACUGGUUUCAAUAUCAGAAUAAAAGACCUGCGGCGCGAGGACCACGACCGGACCAUAUAUAUGAGGUUGUUCCCCUCGACUGCAACAUUUAA
Psilocybe cubensis is the source of this 1395-nucleotide messenger RNA. RefSeq lists its product as uncharacterized. Gene Ontology annotation, biological process: protein phosphorylation. Gene Ontology annotation, molecular function: protein kinase activity; ATP binding. The transcript is spliced from 11 exons. Lineage: Eukaryota; Fungi; Basidiomycota; Agaricomycetes; Agaricales; Agrocybaceae. The coding region runs from base 1 to 1395 and encodes 464 amino acids. The record is from RefSeq and is a predicted model, not a curated record.